This is a messenger RNA of Drosophila subpulchrella, 1457 nucleotides long. Its product is annotated as odorant receptor 85b-like. NCBI's taxonomy places the organism in Eukaryota, Metazoa, Arthropoda, Insecta, Diptera, Drosophilidae. The record is from RefSeq and is a predicted model, not a curated record. Gene Ontology annotation, cellular component: plasma membrane. The coding region runs from base 1 to 1173 and encodes 390 amino acids. Gene Ontology annotation, molecular function: odorant binding; olfactory receptor activity. Gene Ontology annotation, biological process: sensory perception of smell; detection of chemical stimulus involved in sensory perception of smell. The transcript is spliced from 3 exons.
AUGAAAAAGUUGAUGAAGUACGCCAGUUUCUUCUACACCGGGGUGGGCAUACAACCCUAUGCUAAAAGGGGAGAUUCCGGAAAGAACAGGCUUAGAGACAGCAUUGUGUUUUGGUCCAAUGUGAUAAACUUGACGAUGGUUGGGAUCUGUGAGAGCAUUUAUGUUUACAGUGCCUAUAAGGAAGACAAGUUUCUGGAAGCCGUCACUGUGAUGUCUUACAUUGGCUUCGAUAUUGUGGGCCUGAGCAAAAUGUUUUUCAUUCGGUGGAAGAGGACGGCAAUAACUGAGAUGAUGGAAGAGUUGGAGGAUUUAUAUCCGAGGGGUAAAGUUGAGGAGGAAAGAUACAAUCUGGACAAGUACCUGGGCAGUUGCUCGAGGAUCAGCCUAACCUAUUCUUCGCUGUACUCCGUUCUCAUCUGGACCUUUAACUUGUUUUGUGUUAUGGAGUACUGGGUCUACGAGAAGUGGCUUAACAUUCGAGUAGUGGGCAAGACCUUGCCCUACCUUAUGUACAUUCCUUGGAAUUAUGAGAACAGCUGGUCGUAUUACCCACUGCUCUUUUGCCAGAAUUUUGCAGGAUAUACUGCAGCUGCGGGGCAAAUAUCCACGGAUCUGUUACUGUGUGCGGUGGCCACUCAGGUGGUAAUGCACUUCGACUACCUAUCAAGUACUAUGGAGCACCACAAAUUGACUGGAAAUUGGCAGGAGGAUUCACGAUUUUUGGCAGACUCUGUCAGGUAUCACGAACGGAUUCUUCGCCUUUCGGAUGUGGUGAAUGAUAUAUUCGGGAUUCCACUUCUGCUCAACUUCAUGGUAUCCUCGUUCGUCAUCUGCUUUGUGGGAUUCCAGAUGACUGUGGGAGUGCCUCCAGAUGUGGUUAUAAAAUUGUUCUUGUUCCUGUUCUCCUCGAUGAGUCAGGUCUACUUGAUCUGUCACUAUGGACAGAUGGUGGCUGAUGCGAGCUAUGGAGUGUCGGUGGCUACAUACAAUCAGAACUGGAAUUACGCUGAUGUUCGCUAUGAGCGAGCCCUGGUCAUUAUCAUAGCUCGAGCGCAGAAAGUAACCUUUUUAAAGGCCACUAUCUUUUUGGAUAUCACCAGGUCCACCAUGACGGAUCUACUUCAAAUAUCGUACAAGUUCUUUGCUCUGCUGCGCACCAUGUACACCCAAUAGGGUGACCAGAGAAGAUCCCUAAUCCCCCAUCUAUGUGCCCCUUAGAAUGCUUUCAAAGGCUCAACGCGAACUUAAUUAUGCGGAGGCACGAGCACCACGCAUGUCCAUCGCCAUCGCUACUUCGACACAGGGAAAAAACGCAGUAAUCAUUUUAGCGAAAAGAGCCCCUCUGAAAAGGCAAUUCUACGGCUCCACUGGAGAGCGAGGAAAUAUGUUGCUACAAAAGAAAAUUGCAGAGUACAUUUUACACUUCACAGCACACAAGUUGCGCUUAUGAGUUUUCA